AUGUAUAAAAAAAUAUUGUUACUUUAAUUGUUGGUUGGUUUAGCAAUAAGUUAAUCUUACAGUUUGACAUAAUGCAGUUGUUAAUAAUUGUAAUCAGAAGGAGAUUGUAUAAAGAAUGUUUCUCCAAUAUGUUAAUGGGAUGGGAUAAAAAAAUAAUGUAAUAUAGCAACUAUAAGUGUGAAUCCGAUAGCUAGUUAUGCAAGAUAUUGUGAUUAAUUUUCUGAAGCAGAUUGUCCAAAGUCAGCACCAUGUAAUACAUGUGGGAAUUAUUCUGCAUGUGCAUGGGUGGAAGGGAAAUGUACAUUUUUUACAAGUUGUACAGCAUUUGAUAAGAAAUCAGAAUAAGAAUGUUAAGCAAUAAGUAAUAGAUGUAUUUCAGAUGGAAAUCAUUGCGUAGAAAUAGAUGAAUGUAAUCAAUAUAAGAAAUAGAUGGCUUGUGUAAAAAAUGCAUAAGGAAAAUUAUGCUAUUGGGAUUAAACAAAUAAUAUAUGUACAGAUAGUAACACAUGUGAUAAAUUACCAUAAACAUUAAUAAAUGAUAAGGAAUGUAGAGAUAUGAUAUCUACAUGUACUACAAAAAGUGGUGGUGGAUGUAUAAUAAGUGGAAAUAAUUGUAGUGAUUAAAUAAAUGAAAAUUAAUGUGUUUGGAAUUAAUAAAUGACAAUAAGUUGUUAUUGGGAUGGAUCUUCAUGUAAAGAUAGAAUCUGUGAGAAUGCACCAAUAAGUAUGAUAACAGAUGAAGCAUGUAAAUAAUUUAGAAAAGAUGGUACAUGUACAACUAAAUUAAAUGGAGGAUGUAUAACUAGAUCAACAUGUUAAGCUGUUUAAAUUAAAGAAGGUUGUAAUAAGAAUAUAUAAGGAAAUGAAUGUUAUUGGAAUGGUAUAAGUUGUGUUGAUAAGAUAUGUUCUAAUGCUCCAAUAACAAUAACUAGUAAUUCUGAAUGUUCUGAAUUUUUAAAAGGAUGUAUUACAAAAUAAGGUGGAGGAUGUAUUUAAAAUGGUUCAUGUUCAGUAGCUAAUAUUCCUACUGCUUGUGUUUAAAAUUAGAUUGGAAUAGAUUGUAUAUGGGAUACAAAUUGUAAAGAGAAAAUAUGUAUUAAUGCACCUAUGACAAAUAAUACUCAUGAAUUAUGUACAACAUAUUUAUCAAUUUGUACUGUUAAAUCAGGAGGAGGAUGUUAAAAUAGAACAUGUUUUAAUGCUCCAAUAAAUUUAAUUACAAAUGAAGAAUGUGAAGCUUAUUUAUCUGGAAAUAAUUGUAUAACUAAAACAGGUGGUGGAUGUACAAUUAAUACAACAUGUACAGCAAUUACAUUAUAAAAUGCUUGUAUUAAUAAUUCAUCUGGUUAACCAUGUUUUUGGGAUACAAGUACCAGUACUUGUAAAGAUAAAAUUUGUUUAAAUGCUCCAUCAACUAAUAAUACACAUGAAUUAUGUUAAACCUUUUUGAAUACUUGUACUGUAAAUAAAACUAAUUCUGGUUGUGUUGAUAAAACAUGUGAGAAUUCAUUAACAUAAUCGAUAUGUGAUAAAGAUUUUAAUAAUAAAACUUGUAUAUGGAAAGGGAAAUGCUUUAAAAAGUUAUGUGUAUUAGCAUCAUAAUCUAUAACUACUCAUAAAGAUUGUUAACUUUAUCAUAUUAGUUGUACAUUAAAUAACACAGGAUUUGGAUGUGUUACAUUACCAAAUAAAUGUGAAGCUAUUUCAAUAGAAGGUGCUUGUUUUAUUAAAAUGAAUGGAUAAUCUUGUGGAUGGAAUGGAUCUUCAUGUAUUGAUAAAGCAUGUUCGACUGCUUCUAAGAAUUUAUCAACUACUUUACAAUGUUCAUAAUAUAUAUCAACAUGUGUUGCUAAUAAUCCCAUUAUAUUGAAUGGAAUUUCAAUUAUAUAAGGAUGUUAAGAUUUACCUAUAUCUUGUUCAACUAGAAAAACAUCUGAAAAUUGUGAAAUCCCAAGAACAGGAUUCCCAAAUUGUUUAUGGGUUUCUUCUUAAUCUUCUUGUAUAGAAAAAUCAUGUUCAACAGCCAAUAUUGAAGGUACAAAAGGAGUGAUUGAAGUAGGAUAAUUUUCAGUACCUAAUUGUUAAAAUUAUCUAAGUAUUUGCACAACAACUAAUACCCAAGGUGUAUGUCUUAAUCUAUAAUAACCAUGUAUUCCAAAUAAUUCAUCUGAUGGAUGCAUUAAUAAACCUUCUAAUUGUAAUUCUUUAGGAAUUAAUAAUUGUACUAAUGGAUCUAAAAUAAGUGGUGAUUGUUAUUGGAAUGGAUCUAAUUGUGUUGAUAAAAUAUGUAUAAAUAUAAUCAAAUUAACACAUAAUGAUUGUAAUAAUAUAUUUGAUCAAUGUACAGUCAAUAAUGCAGGAACUAAUUGUUAAUCAUUAUAAAAUACAUGCACUCUUUAUACUACUUAAGAUAAUUGUAAAAUCACUUCAAUAAAUAAACUUUGUAUAUGGACUGGAAUUGCUUGUAGAAAUGCCACAUGUGCAGAUGCUUCAGAUACUACACUUUAUGAUUCAGAUUUAAAAUGUUAAAAAUAUUUAGUACUUGAUAAUACUUGUACAGUAAUACCUAAAAUUGGAGGACUUGGAUGUGUUAUGAAAUAAUCUACUUGUUCCAAUUAUCUGACAUAAGCUUAAUGUCAUUAAACUAUAUAAAAUUUAACAGGAAUUGAUGAUUGUAAAUGGAUUGUAGAUUAAUGUUAUUCAUUAUCUACUUUUGCCACAGGAAUAUGUUCUUAAUUUAAAGGAACUUAAACUAUGUGUUAAUAAUAUAAAUAAGGAUGUACUAAUAUUAUUAGUGCUACUAUUUCAUCUAAAUGUACUGUAGAUUGUACUCUUAAAACAGGAAUUAACUUAACAUUCUAAGAUUGUUAAGCAAUUGAUUCUACUUGUUCAGUUAAAGCAGAUGGUACUGGAUGUAUUCUAAUUUAAUCUACAUGUUAAGGAUAUGCAUAAUAAUCAAUUAAUUGUUUCAGAUCUAUUAAUGAUCUAUGUGUUAUGAAUACUUCUGUUCCUCCUACUUGUUAAUCUGUUACUUAAGCAUCUGACUGUACUCUUGUAACUGGGUUAACUGGUUUGGAUCAUACAAAAUGUUAAUCAUAUAAUUCUGCAUGUACAUCUUUAAAUGAUGGAACAGGAUGUUAAAUUUAUUAAUCAAAUUGUACAGCUUAUUAAGCUACUGUUAAUUCAUGUACAUUUACAUCAAAUGCUAAAUGCCUUCUUAUUACAGAUUCACCAGAAUCUUGUAUUUCUAUUAACAGUUAUGCAAAUUGUUCAACCAUUACUGGAUCAAUUGCAUCAUUAAACCAUGAUAAAUGUUAAGCUUAUUUUAAUCUUUGUACAUCUAUUGCUAAUGGUAGUGCUUGUUAACAAUUCAAAUAAACAUGUGAAGAAUAUUCUGCAACUGUAUCACAAUGCACAAUAUCUUAAAAUGGAAAAUGUUUCUUAUCUAAUAACACUUGUAUUACUAUUUCAAAUCCAAUAAGUGAUUGUGCUAAGAUAACUGGGGCAGCUGGUACUUUAACUUAUGGACUUUGCUAAUCAUAUAAUACAGCAUGUAGUGUAAAUAGAGCUAGAAGUGCUUGUAUUUAAUAAUUGGCUGAGUGCUAAGAUUAUACAUCUAUGGGAAAUUGUUAUCGUUCAGCAAAAGAUAGAUGCAUAUCAAGUUCUAAUAUUGAUUCUAGUUGUGUAUCAGCUUCAAGUGCAUAAACUUGUGAAAAAGUGUAUCUUGGAAUAGGUAAUUAUAGUGAUGCCAAUUGUAAUGAAUUUAAAGUUGGAUGCAUUUCUAAUGGUAAUUAAUGUAUAUCAAAAGUUUGUUCACUUGCAGGAGGUUUUGUAUUUAAUCAUUAAAAUUGCAAUAAUUGGUUAAGUACAUGUACUGUUAACAUUACAAAUUCUGGGUGUACAGAUAUGAUAUAGAAGUGUUCAUCAUAGAGUUAGAAUUAAUGUUUAUAUUCAUAGGAGGGUGACUGUAUAGUUUAUAAUUCAUAAUGUGUAAAGAAAAGUUGUGAUUUAGCAAUAGAUAAUGAGAAUUAUGAUAGUGAUACUAAAUGUUCAUAAUAUUUGAAAUAAUGUACAGUUACCAGAACAGGAGGAUGUUAAUCUAGAAGUAAUUGUUCUGAAUAUAUAUCUGAAUUGUAAUGUUAAAUUAAUAAGAAUGGUGGAAGAUGUUUUUGGAAUCCAACAUACAAGAAUUGUGUAGAUUUGGAUUGUAGAUAAAUAGAGUAAACAACUUUGUUUGAUUCUCAUGCUAAAUGUGUAAAUGUAGAUAGUAAAUUAUAAUGUACAGUAAGAGCAGCAAAUAAUGUUACAAUGCCAGGUUGUAUGCCAAGAGGACUUUGUAGUUCUUAUUCAUGUUAAGAUUAAUGUCAUUAAAGUAUAAAUGGUAAUGAAUGUGUAUGGAAUAAUAAUGUAAAUCAAGGCAGUUGUUAAGAUAAAUCUUGUAAUAGUGCACCACUUUUUAUGAAUUCUCAUAAUGAUUGUUAUGUAUAUUAUAAUACAUCAAGUGUAAGUUGUACUGUAUCUAUAAUUGAAGGAGUAUUAAGUGGAUGUUAAUAAACAACAAGUUGUGAAUUAUAUGCAAUUAAAGAGCAAUGUUAAAUAAAUUCUUUAGGAUAACCUUGUGAAUGGAUAUAAGAGACAUAAAAAUGUGCAGAUAAAUCUUGUGAGACUGCUUCUAUAACAUUAGAUGAUGAUAGUAAAUGUAGAUCUUAUUUAAAUAAUAAUAAAUGUACAGUUUCUGAUAAUGGAAAAGGAUGUACAACAAUUCCAAUUUAAUGUGAAACAAUGACAUAGAAAUAAUGUUAUUAUAAUAAGAAUGGAGAUCCUUGUUAUUGGACAGGAAGUAAUUGUAUAACAAGAUCAUGUGAGAAUGCUCCAGAUUAUAUUAAAUCAGAAGAUGAUUGUAAUACUUAUUUAGAUGGAUGUACAUUAGAUAAUAUAAAAUGCAAAACAAAAGUGUGUGAAGAUUAUAAAUUAACAACAGAUACUUUAUGUAAAUAAGAAAUGGCAACAUGUACAUCUAAUGGUAUAAAUUGUGUAAAUAGAGGAACUUGCAUUUAAGCUUUAAAUUAAGUUGGAUGUGUUAAUUCAUCGACAGGAUAAUAAUGUGAAUGGAUAUCAUCAGAUUUAGGAUUAGGAUAUUGUACUUUAAAAAGUUGUUAAACUGCACCAAUUACAUUAAAAAAUGAAGAAGAAUGUUAAAAUUAUUUUAUAAAUUGUACUGUUAAGAAAGGGGGAGGAUGUACAUUAAAAUCUACUUGUAUUGCUGCUAUGAUAGAAGCUGCAUGUACAAGUGCAUUAAAUGGAACUAUUUGUUCUUGGGAUAAUAAAUUAAAUAAAUGUAGAGAUAUUGAUUGUUAAGAUUAUAAUGGAACUAAUCAUAUUGAAUGCUAAUAAAAAAGAGUUGAUUGUACUAUUGGAAUUAAUGGAAAAUGUGCAAGAAUAUUAAAUUGUGAAUAAACUACUAUAAAAGAGGCUUGUAUUGAAGGACUUAAUGGACCAUGUUUAUGGAUUGAUAAAUACAUUAAUAGUGAUGGAACUAAAGGAGCUUGUUUUUAAUAUACUUCAUGUAAAAGUCUUANUAAAUUAUAAUGUACAGUAAGAGCAGCAAAUAAUGUUACAAUGCCAGGUUGUAUGCCAAGAGGACUUUGUAGUUCUUAUUCAUGUUAAGAUUAAUGUCAUUAAAGUAUAAAUGGUAAUGAAUGUGUAUGGAAUAAUAAUGUAAAUCAAGGCAGUUGUUAAGAUAAAUCUUGUAAUAGUGCACCACUUUUUAUGAAUUCUCAUAAUGAUUGUUAUGUAUAUUAUAAUACAUCAAGUGUAAGUUGUACUGUAUCUAUAAUUGAAGGAGUAUUAAGUGGAUGUUAAUAAACAACAAGUUGUGAAUUAUAUGCAAUUAAAGAGCAAUGUUAAAUAAAUUCUUUAGGAUAACCUUGUGAAUGGAUAUAAGAGACAUAAAAAUGUGCAGAUAAAUCUUGUGAGACUGCUUCUAUAACAUUAGAUGAUGAUAGUAAAUGUAGAUCUUAUUUAAAUAAUAAUAAAUGUACAGUUUCUGAUAAUGGAAAAGGAUGUACAACAAUUCCAAUUUAAUGUGAAACAAUGACAUAGAAAUAAUGUUAUUAUAAUAAGAAUGGAGAUCCUUGUUAUUGGACAGGAAGUAAUUGUAUAACAAGAUCAUGUGAGAAUGCUCCAGAUUAUAUUAAAUCAGAAGAUGAUUGUAAUACUUAUUUAGAUGGAUGUACAUUAGAUAAUAUAAAAUGCAAAACAAAAGUGUGUGAAGAUUAUAAAUUAACAACAGAUACUUUAUGUAAAUAAGAAAUGGCAACAUGUACAUCUAAUGGUAUAAAUUGUGUAAAUAGAGGAACUUGCAUUUAAGCUUUAAAUUAAGUUGGAUGUGUUAAUUCAUCGACAGGAUAAUAAUGUGAAUGGAUAUCAUCAGAUUUAGGAUUAGGAUAUUGUACUUUAAAAAGUUGUUAAACUGCACCAAUUACAUUAAAAAAUGAAGAAGAAUGUUAAAAUUAUUUUAUAAAUUGUACUGUUAAGAAAGGGGGAGGAUGUACAUUAAAAUCUACUUGUAUUGCUGCUAUGAUAGAAGCUGCAUGUACAAGUGCAUUAAAUGGAACUAUUUGUUCUUGGGAUAAUAAAUUAAAUAAAUGUAGAGAUAUUGAUUGUUAAGAUUAUAAUGGAACUAAUCAUAUUGAAUGCUAAUAAAAAAGAGUUGAUUGUACUAUUGGAAUUAAUGGAAAAUGUGCAAGAAUAUUAAAUUGUGAAUAAACUACUAUAAAAGAGGCUUGUAUUGAAGGACUUAAUGGACCAUGUUUAUGGAUUGAUAAAUACAUUAAUAGUGAUGGAACUAAAGGAGCUUGUUUUUAAUAUACUUCAUGUAAAAGUCUUAAUUGGACUAAAGAUAGUUAAUGUAAAUUAAUAAGUAAUUAAUGUACUACUAAUGGAUCUAAUUGUAUUGGUAUCACUUUAUGUUCAGAAACUAAUACUAAUGGGGGAUGUAUUACUGGAUAUGAUGGUUCUUGUAUUUAAACUAUUCCAGCAUUAAAUUCAUCAGAAUCUAAAAUGUGUAAACUUUUUACUUCUUGUAAUGAUGCUUUCUAUAUUACACAUUCAGAAUGUUAAAUUGCUAAUAAUUAAUGUACGACUGAUGGAAUAACUGGAUGUAUACCAUUAUCAGAAUGUUCCUUAUACACAUCUAAAGCAGGAUGUAUUAUUAAUCUAAAAGGACCUAUUACAUAAUCGUCUGGAACAAUACUCUCUACAGGUAUUUGUAUCUGGAAUAAUAAUACUAAUAAAUGUAGAGAUUAAGAAUGCUCUGAUUUAACUGGAUCUACACACUUUGAAUGUUAAUCUAAACUAUCUACCUGUACAUCAAAUGGAGCUAUAUGUAUACUUAAAACAAAAUGUUCUUCUUAUUCUACUUAAAAUACAUGUAAUAUUGCUCUUGGAUCUGAUGGUAUUUGUUUUUGGGAUACAACAACAUCUAUUCCUAAUUGUAGAAUUUUAAGUUGUGCUGAUAUUCCUAAUGGUACUACAUCUGAAGCAUGUUAAAUUAUAUCUUGUGUUAGUAAUGGCACUAAAUGUAUUCCUAAAGCUAAUUGUUCUACAUAUAUAAAUUAAAAUACUUGUAAUUAAGGUGGUUUAGAUGGUAUUUGUAUAUUUAAUAAUAUAUCAAACUCUAAUUCUAUUUGUUCUUUAAUGACUACCUGCUCAUCUGCAAAUCAAGAUUCUAAUGCAUGUAUAGCUGCUAAAGAUAGAUGUUAUUGGUCUAAUAAUUCAACAACUACUUAAUGUCUUAAUCAUACAUGUUCUACAAAUUAAAUUACUAAUGGUUAUUGUACUAAUUUUCUAAAUUGGGAUAAAAAAACAUAAAACUUUUGUACAAUAUUUGGAGGAAGUUGUUAAGCUACUGAUCCAUCUAAACUAUCUUAAAAUGAUUGCCUCAUUAUCUCCGGUUAUACUUAUACUUGGAGCACUUUCAACAAUAAAUGUUAAACUUGUACAAUCAUAAAUCAAUAUAAUAAUAAUACUACAACAACUAAUAAUGGACAAUCCAAUCAAUCUAAUUCUACAGAUUAAGGAUUCCUAUUUGGAAUUACAAUCAUUAUUUUUGGAUCUGUUAUUUUGAUAUGA
This is a messenger RNA of Paramecium sonneborni, 8133 nucleotides long. The record is from the annotation of a GenBank genome assembly. NCBI's taxonomy places the organism in Eukaryota, Ciliophora, Oligohymenophorea, Peniculida, Parameciidae.